Molecule: messenger RNA, 1182 nt
Organism: Penicillium daleae
Lineage: Eukaryota; Fungi; Ascomycota; Eurotiomycetes; Eurotiales; Aspergillaceae
Product: serine/threonine-protein kinase
Exons: 5
Coding region: 1-1182 (393 amino acids)
Biological process (GO): spliceosomal complex assembly; regulation of mRNA processing; protein phosphorylation
Molecular function (GO): ATP binding; protein kinase activity
Source: RefSeq, a predicted model, not a curated record
AUGAGCACCUCACCUCCUCCCACUCCGACAUCAAGGUCCGCAACAGAUGACGAGCGUAGAUUCAAAACCAUUACAUUACCGUGUGAGUUGGUGGAGGACUACCGCCCAGGUGGUUAUCAUCCUGUCGUUCUCGGCGGCGCCUUCAAAAAUGGCCGCUACAAGGUCAUUCGAAAGCUCGGCGAGGGCUCCUACUCGACCGUUUGGCUUGCUCAUGACCUGCACAAGAAUGGACAUGUCGCCCUAAAGAUUCUGGUGUCGCAAAUCUCUGAAUCGACAAGCGAGCUACGAAUCUUACGCCACAUCGACCAAGUUGCACCCGCACAAGGGGCUCGGUAUAUCAUACGACUGCUAGACGAGUUCGAACACCACGGCCCCAAUGGAGUCCACAAAUGUCUGGUAAUCGAGCCCAUGGGCCCGAGUGUGAAUACCAUGGCCGAGGAGCUGCCGCAGUUCAAACCUCGCAUGCAAGGAAUGAAAAUUCGCUAUCCUCUUCCAAUGACAAAGAGAAUCCUCAAGCAGUCAUUGCAGGCACUUACAUUUCUCCACGAAAAUGGUAUCGCCCAUGGAGAUUUUCAACCAGGAAAUAUACUCUUCACUCUGAACGAUAUCGACUCGACCCCCGAGGACGUUCUUCGGCAGGAAGAAGGCGUGCAAGCUCGGUCGAUCUCGCCCCCGCCUCUGCUGCCUUUUACCUGCUCCACCGAAGGGUUCAAGGUUAAAUUGUCAGAUAUGGGUGGCGCAUAUUUCUUUACCGACCCGCCGGAAAAGCUCGUUACUCCACUUGGUCUUCGAGCUCCCGAGUUGAUUCUAACCGGAGCCAUCGACAAUACUAUUGAUGUCUGGAGUUUUGGCUGCCUGGUCUUUGAGCUUAUCACCGGCCAGCCACUCUUCUGCACCUCAUCUCUAUACUUUACGCCCGAGCGGAAGCUCUUUAACUGUCAGCUUGGGGGAGUUCCCACGGGGCAGGAACCGCUCAUGUUGGAGCAGGAGUCCAUGGAAGAGCUAUUUGACCUGGCAGGCCCCGAUCUUGAUGAGGAGGAAGCCAACAAAGUGAAGGCGCUCAUUCGAUGGAUUUUGCAAUAUGAUCCGGCAAAGAGACCUUCACCUGCGAAAAUAUUGAGCGAUCCUUGGUUUUGCGAGAUCGACGUGGGGAGUGAUCCGUCCGAGGUAUCUAUUGUCUAG